AUGGCCGACCAAAGGGAUAUGCAGGCUUUGGGAAAGGAACAAGUUCUCAGGAGAAAUUUUAGGUUCAUCUCAAUUGUUGCCUUCGGAUGUACCCUCAUUGCUUCAUGGGAAGUCGUGCUAACUAUGAUGAGUUCGCCUCUGGUUGAUGGUGGCACGGCUGGAUUUAUCUGGGGUUUCAUCGUUGUUUCGGUUGGAGUGUUGCUGCUGUUCGCCAGUCUGGCGGAAAUGGCUUCCAUGGCACCCACUGCUGGUGGCCAAUACCAUUGGGUAUCAGAGUUUGCACCUAGGAAGUACCAGAAGUUCUUGAGUUAUAUCACUGCCCGGUCGCAUCUAGGAUGGCUCUGUGCCACAGGCUGGGAAUGCGCGAUUGUGUCAAUUGCUUUCCUAGCAGGUACCAUCAUUCAAGGACUGGUUAUCCUGAAUUACCCUGAUUAUGUUUCUGAGCGGUGGCACGGUACUCUCAUUACAAUUGCCAUCACCCUUUUCUCCGUUCUUUUCAACACUUUCCUAGCCAAGAAGCUCCCUCUCGUUGAAGCCUUCAUCUUGAUCCUCCACGUUGCCGGAUUUUUCAUUGUGAUUAUACCCCUUUGGGUGCUGGCACCCAUCAAGGAUGCGAAAACGGUUUUCACCCAGUUUACGAACGGUGGUGAUUGGAAUAGCAAUGGUACCGCAACGAUGGUCGGUCUGAUUACUGCUAUCACUGCCAUGAUUGGCUACGACUGUACUGUCCACAUGUCCGAGGAAGUUCGAGACGCUUCUACAACCCUUCCCAAGGCUAUCAUGGCAGCGUGCUCCCUAAACGGGGUCCUGGCCUUUGUUGUUAUGGUCACUUUGUGUUUCACCUUGGGUAAUGUAGAUGAGGUCCUCGACUCCGCUACUGGUUACCCUUUCAUUCAGGUCUUUUUCAAUGCCACCAAAAGUUACGCAGCUACAAACGCAAUGACUGCAAUUGUCACCAUGUCGCUUAUUGCCAGUGUCAUCACUGAGGUCGCCACUGCGUCUCGUCAACUUUGGUCAUUCGCCCGUGAUGGGGGCGUCCCACUGGCUACCUUUUUCGGUCAUGUCAACCCAAAUUGGAACAUCCCCCUCAAUGCUGUUCUAGUGUCCCUCGUGCUCACGAUGCUGCUAUCGCUCAUCAACAUCGGCUCGACUGUCGCCCUAGACGCCUUGAUCACCCUAACUGUCGGAGCAUUGUUGAAUUCCUACAUCGUCACUGUUUCCUGUGUCUCAUGGAAAAGAAUUCGCGGGGAACCGUUGCCCCCACACAGGUGGUCACUCGGCCGAUGGGGACUUUGGGUAAACCUCGGGGCCCUGGCUUUCCUCAUCCCGGAGUUCGUUUUCGUCAUGUUCCCCCUUUACUCGACUGUGGACCCCGAAAACAUGAACUGGAGCUCGCUCAUGUAUGGUGGCAUGUUGAUUUUUUCCAUCAUCUACUAUGUGUUGUAUGGGCGGAAAACUUAUGUGCCGCCCGUGGCCCUGGUCAAGCGCGAAAUUUGA
This is a messenger RNA of Aspergillus niger, 1497 nucleotides long. RefSeq lists its product as uncharacterized. Gene Ontology annotation, biological process: transmembrane transport. Bases 1 to 1497 code for a protein of 498 amino acids. The record is from RefSeq and is a predicted model, not a curated record. Gene Ontology annotation, cellular component: membrane. The transcript is spliced from 7 exons. Gene Ontology annotation, molecular function: transmembrane transporter activity. Lineage: Eukaryota; Fungi; Ascomycota; Eurotiomycetes; Eurotiales; Aspergillaceae.